Molecule: messenger RNA, 4242 nt
Organism: Closterium sp. Naga37s-1
Lineage: Eukaryota; Viridiplantae; Streptophyta; Zygnematophyceae; Desmidiales; Closteriaceae
Source: the annotation of a GenBank genome assembly
GAAACGGAUGUCGUAUCUGCAACUUCGGCUUCUCCCUUGAAGUCUCCGUCAAGCUCUAUCCUGCGUAAAGGAUCUCAUGCUCCAACUCCCACGAAAACGAGCGAGCCUCUCAAGAAGCCGGAACGAGCAAGCGCAUUACAGAAGGCAUCAGCUGCUAAGGAUGAGCCUAAACGAGGAGUUAAGGCCGUCAAAGCCUCUUCAACGCCUUCUAAGAAGCCAAGGAAAAGGUCCAUGAUCGUAGAUGAUGACGAAGAUGAUGAGGAAGACGACAAUGAAGAUGAUGCGGAUUUCGUUGUUGGUAAGGAUUCAGGCAGUCAUGAUGCUGAUGAGGAGGAUGAGGACGAAGCAGACGAGGAGGAAGAAGAAGAAGAGGAAAAACCGGCUGGAAAGAGGAAGCGGGGUAAGGCCGGACCUACCACGAAGAAGGCUACGCCGUCGAAGCCUCAGCCUGCAUCUGCUGCUGAGGCGAAAGAUACUGGAGGUCGAGGAAGAGGAGGUGGUGGGGGUAGAGGCGGUGGUGAUGCUGGAGGGGGUCGAGGUGGGGGUGGAGGCCGAGGAAGAGGCUGGGGAGGCAGAGGUGGCUUUUUCGGGGAAAGAUCCGCUCCCCCACACAAAGGAGAGAAGGAAGUACCUGAAGGUCCCGAAAAUGCUUUGACGGGGAUCACUUUUGUUAUCAGUGGCACUCUUGACAGCUUGGAGAGGGAGGAUGCAGAGGACUUGAUCAAGAGGCAUGGUGGUCGGAUCACCGGCUCUGUCAGUGGAAAAACGACCUACCUCCUCGCUGAUGAAGACAUUGGAGGCAGAAAGUCUACCAAGGCUAAAGAGCUUGGGGUGAAGUUCCUCACAGAGGAUGGCCUCUUUGACCUUAUCCGUGCUGCGGCAAAGAAGCAGCAAUCUGCACCAGCGAAAUCACCCCCGGCUAAACAGCCGCUGGUUGCAGAUAAGGGACGACCUGCUGACGAUCACAAGCCUGACACUGAUCGACUCCCAAAGAAGCUCAAGGCAGAUCCAUCGGCUGGUGCAGGAGGCCUAGCGAGCCAGACGAACGCUGCUGCAGCGAGGCCAGUGGUGGCCCCUACAGCUGCAGCGGGAUCGGGACCAGUGGAGGUGGAGUCAUGGCCGCAGAAGUACGCUCCCAAGAGCACAGCAGAUAUCAUCGCUAACCAAGGCCUGGUGAAGCAGCUGCAUGACUGGCUGGCAGGCUGGGAGGCGAGGCAUCUGGGACAAGGAGGGGCCAAGAAGGGCAAGAAGGGUGGGAAGGGCGGGGCAGGUGGAGGAGGGGCGGCAGGGGGGGACAUGAACAAGAAGGCAGUGCUGCUCAGUGGAGGGCCGGGCAUUGGCAAGACCACUACAGCUCGCCUUGUCUGUGCUGCUCUUGGCUUCUCGCCUCUCGAGGUGAACGCCAGUGACUCUCGAGGGAAGUCGGACUCCAAAAUCCGCAACGGCAUGGGUGGCGCCACGUCCAACACCAUCAAGGAGAUGAUCUCCAACACCACCCUCCGCUUCUCCCCCGUCCCCACCACCACCAAGGGCAAGCAACAGCAGCAGCAGCAAGUGGAUCGAGCUGCGCUGAUCAUGGAUGAGGUGGACGGCAUGUCAGGGGGCGACAGGGGGGGCGUGGCGCACCUGAUAGCGAGCAUCAAGGAGAGUCGUGUGCCCAUCAUCUGCAUCUGCAAUGACCGCUACAGUCAGAAGCUCAAGAGCCUCGUCAAUCACUGCCUGCUCCUCAACUACAGGAAGCCCACCAGACAACAGAUGGCCAAGAGAUUGCGGCAGGUGGCGAACGCUGAGAAGAUCCAAAUCGCCGAUAAUGCCCUGGAGGAGCUAGCAGAGCGCACGGGGGGGGACAUGCGGCUGGCGCUGAACCAGCUGCAGUACAUGGCGCUGAGCUGCCGGCAGCUGUCGUACCAGGAGGUGAAGCAGCGCAUGCAGGCCAACGCCAAGGACGAGGACAUCCGCCCCAUGGCCGCUGCCGACACGCUGAUGGGGUAUGGAGCGCGUGGCAAGAGGUUGGACAUUCUCGUUGAUGCAGCCAUGUCAGACAUCGACCUCAUGCCGCUCUUCAUCCAGGAGAAUUACCUGAACCACGUGCCUGGCAACGACCCCUCGUCUCCUCACCUGCUUGCUCGUCUCUCCCAAGCGGCCGAUGCCAUCUCCAGCGGGGACCUGGUGAACGUGCAAGUGCGCAGAUACCAGCAGUGGCAGCACCUGCAGUUCGCUGCUGUCAUGUCCUGCAUCACACCGGGCUUGAUGGUCUCUGGGCGAAGGGUCACUCUUCUAGAGGGCGAGCGGAACUUCAAUCGCUUCCCAGGCUGGCUGGGGAAGAACUCUUCCAUGGGCAAGAACUACCGCUUGCUGGAUGACCUGCACCAGCACCUCCUCUCCUCCCAUCUGCUCCCCAACCCAUCAAGGCAAGUGGUUCGCCUUGACUACUUGGAGCCCCUUGUCUCCUCCCUUACACAGCCUCUGCACAAACACGCACAGGAUGGGGUGGACACUGUGGUAGAGGAGAUGCUGGAGUAUGGCCUCACACUUGACGACCUUGACACUGCCGUGGAGCUCUCACACUUCAAGGGUCGAUCUGGUCCUAUGGAGGGUGUGCCAGCGCCAGUGAAGGCUCGGCUGACACGGGAAUUCAAGAAGGAGCAGCAGGCACACAAGGCCAAGUGUGCUGCCACCCUGCCGCCUCUCCAGCUGCCAGGGGGGCGUGGGAAGGCAGGUGGUCGAAGCAAGGUGGCUAAGCCGCCGGGUGGAGGAGGUGUGGAUGAGGCUUCUCUUUUGCAGGCUGACACUGAUCUUCCUGUGGCUGUUGAUGAAGUUGGAACACUGCAAGAAGACGAUGAUGCAGCGGAGGAUGCAAGCAGUGAGCAUGAUGAAGACGAUGAAGGUACUUGCAACCGUGCAAUCAGCUCCAAGGAGAAGCCCACUCUCGGUGGCACGCGGAUCAAGACCCGCAAAAGGAAUAUUGCGGUUCCUUUAGAUCCGACCAGCUUUGCAGAUGCGAUCGUCCACAUCUACACGGAUCACCAGGGGGAUUUGGAGCUUAUAGCGAAGGAUAUCGACUCUUCCGAACUCGAUUUUUCUCGAUAUGGGGAGACAUUCUUCGAGGUAUUACCUCUUAAACCCCUGCAUCCCGUCUACGCAGUCGAAAGUUACCUGGGUCGCAUUCUUAGUCAUAAUGUUUUUCUUUUAUCUUCUCCGCAGGUGGUCCUUAGCGGCGGUCGUAUGCAGCCUGGCACAACCAAGCCAGAGGAGGGGGCAGAGCGGCAGCCGUGGAAUGUGCUCAGUUCUCCACCCACAAGGGAGGGGGUUCUCAAACAUGUCCUUUUCAUCCAGAAGAUUCUGCGACGCCGUCCGUUCAUGAUCAAGUCCUUGGAGAACGUGCUGCGCCGCUGGGUGCAGUCUCUGGAAAUGUAUGAGCCUGAAGAGAGGAAGCGCCUUGCUGUGUUGACAGCCCUCUGCUUCUCACAGCGGUUUACUGGCCUGGCACCUGAUGUCAUUUUCAUAGCCCUCCUUAAUGACACGCUUGUUACUAAAGGCACCUCGCUCGGCUUCAUUACGGACUUCUUCCAUGUCUAUCUGGUGGAGACCAACAUGGAUGACCUUGUGGGUCUGCUCAAGAAAGGGAAAGUCGAUCAGCGGCUGAUCGAGUUCAUGCCCUCUCAGAAGCGGACUCCAGACGCAUUUUCACAACACUUCAGCAACGAGGGCCUGAAGGCGUUGGCGGACUACCAGAAGAAGGUGGUGUUUGAUGUGAAGCUGAAGGAGCUGCACACAGGCCUCGCUGACAUGAUUGAGGAAGAGCAUACAGAUGUGGGUGAUGUGAUCGACAUGGUCAAGCAGAAAAAGAAGGAGGGCGGCCUGGCGGAUGGUGAUGUUGUUCGCACAGUUUGGGAUGCAGUUAUGGGCGCUGUGCAGUGGUCAGGCAAAAAUGUGCAACAGAAUUCUAAUACAGCCUUGCGACAGCUCAAAUCCUGGGCAAAGCUAUUGGAGGCAGUGUGCUCGUCUGCCAAAAUGGAGCUAGAGCUGCUUUACCACAUUCAGUUGCAGUGUUAUGAGGAUGCUAAGAUCCAGCGCCUCUUUCCCGAGUUCGUCAGAACCCUCUACGAUUGUGAUGUCCUCGCAGAGGACACCAUCAUGCUUUGGUUCCGCAAGGGUUCCAAUCCAAAAGGAAGGCAGCUGUUUGUUAAGGCACUUGAGCCUUUCAUCAAAUGGUUGGAAGAAGCAGAUGAAGAAGACUGA